This is a messenger RNA of Solanum verrucosum, 738 nucleotides long. RefSeq lists its product as uncharacterized. The record is from RefSeq and is a predicted model, not a curated record. Bases 1 to 738 code for a protein of 245 amino acids. The transcript is spliced from 2 exons. Lineage: Eukaryota; Viridiplantae; Streptophyta; Magnoliopsida; Solanales; Solanaceae.
AUGAAUACACGAAGGGCUAACACUAGAAGAAUAGAGGGUGACAAUGUGAAUAAAGAAGCUCCUCAAGCUAAUCAAGCUCUGAUUGAUCCUUUGGCUAUGUCAGAUGUGGAGGUUAGACCAGCUUUUCAAAUGUUGGCUCAAGCUAUGACAACUCAAGCUCAAGCUUUGAGGGAAGCUAAGGUGGAAGAGUUCAUUCACCUUCGUCAAGGAAGCAUGAGCGUGAAAGAGUAUGCACUAAAGUUCACUCAAUUGUCCAAGUAUGCUCCAACUAUGGUGGCAGAUUUGAGGGAUGAGAUGAAUAGGUUUUUGACGGGUGUGUCCGGCUUGGUAGUAAAAGAAUGUUGUUCGACAAUGCUCUAUCAUGAUAUGGAUAUCUCACGUCUUAUGGUGCAUGCCCAUCAAAUGGAGGAAUUAAAGUUUAAGGAGAAGAGUAGGGAGGUGAAGAGAGCUAGGACUGUUGAUGGGAACUUCUCCAAUGCUAGGUCCGAUGAACAAGGUAAACCAAGGUUCAAACAAAGGUUCAAACAAAGGUUCUCCAAUCAAGGUUUCUCUCAUCCUUCCCCAAGGGUCAACAAAGAUAUGGUGUCUAACCGUAAACCCCAAGGAGGAAAUGGAGGCGGUUCUUCUUUUGAAAGAUCUACAUGUGCCAAAUGUGGGAAGGAACAUGCGGGUAAGUACCUAGCCAACACAGAUGGUUGCUUUGGGUGUGGAAAGAGUGGUCACAAGAUGACAGAUUGA